UAUUGAUACAUUUAUCUAUACGUUUAUAUGCCUAAGUACUAUUGUGACUACUGCCGGUCGUACUUGACGCACGACACCAUGAGUGUGAGGAAGUCACACCUCCAAGGACGAAACCAUAUACGGUACUACUGCCAGUACUACGAAGCCAAAGCCAAAGAAACCAACGAAUGGAAACCAAGUACGUUCAAAUAUCAAGUGACGUUAGAGAAGUUGAAUGAAAAAGUGCCGGGUCCAUCACAGAAAGAGGAAGAAGAGGAUAGUGAAGAUGAAUACUAUCUACCACCACCACCGAAUUUAAGCGAGAUGCCCAACCCCCCGGCAUCAGCGUAUCGAUAUAACGAAGAAUACAACAAGGGGGUUAAUAAAUACGAGAUACAGGAAACGAUAAUAUAAAAUAUAUAUAUUUAUUAUAUACUAGCUAUAUAGGACGAGCUUAUAAAUCAGCGUCAUCUUCAUCAGGUAAAGGUAAAGCGGUGGCUUGUUC
Molecule: messenger RNA, 484 nt
Organism: Hyphopichia burtonii NRRL Y-1933
Lineage: Eukaryota; Fungi; Ascomycota; Pichiomycetes; Serinales; Debaryomycetaceae
Exons: 1
Coding region: 28-393 (121 amino acids)
Biological process (GO): mRNA splicing, via spliceosome; spliceosomal snRNP assembly; mRNA 5'-splice site recognition
Cellular component (GO): nucleus; U1 snRNP
Molecular function (GO): zinc ion binding; pre-mRNA 5'-splice site binding
Source: RefSeq, a predicted model, not a curated record